CGCUCUGAAGGUCCAUCAGGAUAAGUGCUCCCUCAUAGGCUGGGGAUCUCGGUGUAAAGCCACCACGUUAAUGACACACAGGCUAAUUGCGAAGGACCUCUCCUUGUGACGUACAAACACACAGCGAGCGAACCUGUUUCCUGUCCCUGCCUGGAAUCCCCUACUUAACGUAUUGGACGCUGCUAGUAGGUGAAUUUGUUACACGCGUUCGUUCAUUGGUAAACAAACUCGAGAAAAAGGGGGUCGCUCUCCUUUGUUCAACGUGAAGGUCCUGGGUUCUCUACCCUUCAGAAACUGAUAGAUGUCGCUGUUGCUCCACGCUGGUUUUCUCCUCUCCCAACAACUUGACCCCGGUGACGUCACUGGCGUCUGAAUCAUCAAGGCCAUUUUCAAUCCUCAUUGGCCUGGCCGUCACGUGGUUGGGACCAAUGCGUGGAUAAUUAUGGUGCUGAUAUUUUUCCCUAAAAAAAAGAUGUCAGCCCCUGGCUGUAGUAUUCCUCUUUAAAAUCCCUCUCUGAAAAUGUCAUGUCCCAACAAUGUGACUUCUAACUCGUUUUUGAUGGACUCGUUAGCCGGUACCUGCAGAGGGGAGAAUUAUUCCUCUAACCAAGGAAUGUAUAUGCAGUCUGGGAACGACUUCAACUGUGGAAUGAUGAGGAACUGUGGAAUAAUCCCGUCUCUCUCCAAAAGAGACGAGGUGAAUAACGCCAGCCUGUCUCUCAGCACCUAUCCAUCUUACCUUUCUCAGCUAGACACCUGGUGUGACCCCAAAAAUACUUACCGAAUCGAACAACCUGUUGCGAGACAACUCCCCUCCUGCUCUUUCCCAACCAAUGUCAAGGAAGAAAAUGCUUGCUGUAUGUACAAUGCUGACAAAAGAGCAAAAAACGCCAAUGAGGCGACCCUCUACCCCAAUCAGAUGCCUGAAUCUUGCCUAAAUGACCAUGAAGUACCCGUGCCUAGCUACUACCGAGCCAGCCAAGGUUAUUCCUCCAUGGAGAAAGCAUCAAACUGCAGCAACCCAAGCGAGUUUGAGGCAAGUUUUGAACCCAGGGCGAGUCUCAACCAAAGGAGUGAGCUUCUGGAGCAGCCACCUCCACCACCUCCACCUCCACCUCCACCACCACCACCACCUCAGCAGGCACAGCAGCAACCCCCACCAGCACCACUCUCACAACCAGGAACUAAAGUGAGUUUCCCCGAAAACACAAAGCCAGAUCAUCCUCAGAACACACCCGCCAACGAAAUUAAAACAGAAAAAAGUCUUCCUGUGGCCAAAAUAAGUCCGUCGGAAACGGAGAAAGACAUGAAUAAAUGUACAGACACCAGCACUGACAAUUCUGACAACGAAGCAAAAGAGGAUAUAAAGGCAGAAAACACUACAGGAAAUUGGCUGACAGCAAAGAGCGGAAGAAAGAAAAGAUGUCCUUACACUAAACACCAGACGUUGGAACUGGAGAAGGAAUUCUUAUUCAAUAUGUACUUGACCCGUGAGCGCCGCCUGGAGAUUAGCAAGAGUAUUAAUCUAACAGACAGACAAGUCAAAAUCUGGUUUCAGAACCGCAGGAUGAAACUCAAGAAAAUGAACAGAGAGAAUCGAAUUCGCGAACUGACUUCCAAUUUUAAUUUCACUUGAAAGUGUUCACUAAGAUGAAGGGACAAGGGGGGGGGAAUCAUUACAAAUCUUGUGCAGUAUUUUUUUUUAAUUUUUUCCCUGGGUAUAAAUGCAAUGCGUAUAGAAGGGAGGGGAGGGGGAGAGA
Elgaria multicarinata webbii is the source of this 1760-nucleotide messenger RNA. RefSeq names its product homeobox C10 (gene HOXC10). The coding region runs from base 521 to 1636 and encodes 371 amino acids. NCBI's taxonomy places the organism in Eukaryota, Metazoa, Chordata, Lepidosauria, Squamata, Anguidae. Gene Ontology annotation, biological process: regulation of transcription by RNA polymerase II. The transcript has 3 exons. The record is from RefSeq and is a predicted model, not a curated record. Gene Ontology annotation, cellular component: nucleus. Gene Ontology annotation, molecular function: DNA-binding transcription factor activity, RNA polymerase II-specific; RNA polymerase II cis-regulatory region sequence-specific DNA binding.